GCGAAACAUCCAUUCUUGUUGUCGUUCGUCUGGACGAAGACUGUCACUACGCGGGCUGUCAGAGGAUCAUGCUGCAGCCACGGACGCGCGCGGUCUGCUCACACUGCCGCUCUCUCCUCUCUACCGUGCGCCGGACCUAUGCCACUGCGGUCCAAAAGCCCAUCAAAGACACCGCCGCCGCCGCUGCUGCCAUCAACACGCAAGAUGUCACCGCCUUCACGCCUCCGACUGCACCAAUGCCGAUGCGCAACAAGGUUGCGUUCCAGCUCAAGACAUACAAGCCUCGCACUCCCGGUCAGCGACACUUGCGUCGCCCUAUAAACGACCAUCUCUGGAAGGGCAAGCCAUUGCGCAAGUUGACCUUCACGAAGCUUGGUCAUGGCAAAGGCGGGCGCAACAACUCUGGUCGUGUGACCGUGCGGCAUCGUGGUGGCGGUCACCGGAGGAGGAUCCGCACUGUGGACUACGUGCGCGCCGAGCCUGGAACGCAUCUGGUGGAACGAAUCGAGUAUGACCCCAACAGGUCUGCCCAUUUGGCACUGGUGGAGAACGUCAAGACCAAGGUCAAAAGCUACAUUAUUGCCGCAGAAGGCAUGCGAGCUGGCGACACCGUGGAGUCGUUCCGAGCAGGCAUACCGAAAGAGCUUUUGGCAAGCAUGGGCGGCGUGAUCGAUCCGGGUAUUCUUGCUGCAAGAACAGCAUUCCGUGGCAAUUGCUUGCCUAUGCACAUGGUGCCACUUGGAACACAGGUCUACUGCGUUGGCUCGACUCCAGAGAAGGGCGCAGUGUUUUGCCGCAGUGCUGGCACAUAUGCGACGGUGAUUGCAAAAGAAGAACGGGGCAAGAAGGUCAUUGACGUGACUGUCAGAUUGCAGAGCGGCGAGGUGCGAAAAGUGAGCAAAGAUGCAUGUGCUACCAUUGGAGUGGCGAGCAAUCCACACCACCACUUCACACAACUCGGCAAGGCUGGCCGGAGCAGGUGGCUUAACAUCAGACCCACGGUUCGUGGUGUAGCCAUGAAUGCAGUGGAUCAUCCUCAUGGAGGAGGGCGCGGUAAGAGCAAGGGAAAUGUGCACCCUGUGUCCAUCUGGGGCACGCCGGCGAAAGGAGGUUACAAGACGCGCAAGAAGCGCAAUCCGAACCAGCAUGUUGUAGUGGAAAGACCACGCAAUCAAGGAAAGCGAAGAGCGAAGAAAUAGCGGGAAGCAUAUGUCACAGAAAACAUCUCAGGCAUUCCAUGUCCAUCAAGUCACAAAUCGAAAUGCCAUCUUCUUGUACAUGUAGUCACACCUGGUACCUAUUCUCAUAUU
Sphaerulina musiva SO2202 is the source of this 1310-nucleotide messenger RNA. RefSeq names its product ribosomal protein L2. Gene Ontology annotation, molecular function: RNA binding; structural constituent of ribosome; transferase activity. The transcript is spliced from 2 exons. Lineage: Eukaryota; Fungi; Ascomycota; Dothideomycetes; Mycosphaerellales; Mycosphaerellaceae. Gene Ontology annotation, biological process: cytoplasmic translation. The coding region runs from base 69 to 1199 and encodes 376 amino acids. The record is from RefSeq and is a predicted model, not a curated record. Gene Ontology annotation, cellular component: large ribosomal subunit; ribosome.